Funneliformis mosseae is the source of this 3183-nucleotide messenger RNA. Lineage: Eukaryota; Fungi; Glomeromycota; Glomeromycetes; Glomerales; Glomeraceae. The record is from the annotation of a GenBank genome assembly.
AUGACAAAUAUAGUGAAACCAAAGGAAUCAUUUGAUUCUUCCAAUGUAGACUCAUCAAGUAAAUUAAAUAAAAUGAAUAUUACCAAUCUACAAAAUUGUGAAAAUAAUAGUAGGUCACAAAACCUUAAACAAAUACUUUUAAAAGCUUUUCGAAAGACACAAAAACCGGUAAAUGAAGAGGUUUCUUUUAUAGAGACUGAUAACAAAUUAUUAAUUCCAUCUUAUUCAUCCGCUACAAAUCUACAACAAACGCGAAGCAUUUCAGCGGUUGUUAAAAAAACCAAAAAACCGGUAAAUGUGCACGAAGGGGAUCCUUAUAUAGAGGCUGACAACAAAUCGAUAUCGUCAACACGUUUUUUUCCAUCUUUACGUAAAUCUUCAUCCGCUACAAACCUACAACAAUCAUAUGAAAAUGAUAAUGCAUCGCAGAAAUUUAAGCGAGGUCUUUCACCGAACGUUCGAAUAACCAAAAAACCGGUAAAUGUGCACGAAGGGGAUCCUUAUAUAGAGGCUGACAACAAAUCAAUAUCAUCAACAGGUUCUAAAAAGAAAUCUUUAUUUCCAUCUUUACGUAAAUCUUCAUCCGCUGUUAAUCUACAACAAUCAUAUGUAAAUAAUAGUGCAUCGCAGAAACUUAAGCGAAGCAUUACAUCGGUCAUUCGAAAAACCAAAAAACCAGUAAAUGUGCACAAAGGGGAUCCUAAUAUAGAAACUGAAAACAAAUCAAUAUCAUCAACAGGUUCUAUAAAGAAACCUUUAAUUCCAUCUUUACGUAAAUCUUCAUCCGCUGUUAAUUUACAACAAUCAUAUGAAAAUAAUAAUGUAUCGCAGAAACUUAAGCGAAGUCUUUCAACGAUCGUUCGAAAAACUAAAAAACCGGUAAAUUUGCACGAAUGGGAUCCUUAUAUAGAGGCCGACAACAAGUCAAUAUCAUCAUCAGGUUCUAAAAAGAAAUCAUUAUUUCCACCUUUACGUAAAUCUUCAUCCGCUGUUAAUUUACAACAAUCGUAUGAAAAUAAUAGCGCAUCACAGAAAAUUCAGCAAAGUCUUUCACCGGUCGUUCGAGAAACCAAAAAACCGGUAAAUUUACACGAAGGGGAUCCUUAUAUAGAGACCGACAACAAAUCAAUAUCAUCAGCAGGUUCUAAAAAGAAAUUUUUAAUUCCAACUUUGCGUAAAUCUUCAUCCGCUGCUAAUCUACAGCAAUCGUAUGAAAAUAAUAGCGCAUCGCAGAAACUUAAGCGAAGUCUUUCAACAAUCGUUCGAAAAACCAAAAAACCGGUAAAUUUACACGAAGAGUUUCCUUUAACGCAUCCUUUGCGUAAAUCUUCGUCCGCUACUAAUAUACAACAAUCAUAUGAAAAUAAUGGUAUAUCACAUAAACUUAACCGAAGACUUACGGAAAAACCGGUAAAUUUACACGAAGGGAGUCCUUCUUUGAUAGAAGAUAACACAUCACAUCUAUAUUUACGUAGAUGUUCAUCCACUUCAAAAAUACAACAAUUUUAUGAAUCGCAUAAAAGUAAUGACGUCCCACAGAAGCUCAAACGAAGUCUUACAACGGUUAUCCGAAAAAAGCCGGUAAAUUUACACGAAGACAUUCCUUCUUCUACAAAUCUUAAAAAGAAAUUUUCAUUUUUACGUAAACAACAAACAUGUGAAAAUGACAGCGCGCCACAAAAUCUCGAACGGAAUCAUUUCGAAAUUCUUCCAAUAAACGAUUCUUCAACAGAUACCGAUAGCAUAUCAAUCUCAUCAAUUUCAUCGAAUGAGAGUCAAAGUUCAACAAGUACAGCUAGUUCGACGGAUACGACAAAAUCGACCAAUAAAUUACUUUACAUAUUAAACAAUUUUAAUGGCGCUUUAAAUGGUGGAAGAAAUGUUAAAGAUAAAAAACGAAAAAAAUAUAAUUUGACUGAAAUCAUGGUUAGCAAUGAAAUAAGGAUUACCUCUUCGGAUAUAAUGGACGAUUAUGGAUGCUUCUCUACAAAAAAUUAUGUACAUACUUCGCAUUCUAUAAAUACGAGCAUUCAUUACAAUCAGUGUAGGUCAGCCGGUACUGACAAUUUAUUCGAUUUACCUCAAAUAAAAUUAAAUGAAGCAGCGUUACACAUCUCUAACGAAGUCGUUCCACCUCCCACGUUGAUUGAAUAUGAUUUACGUGAUCCUGCAUCACUCAAAAACGAGGACGCUACGUCAACACCAAGUGAAGAGGACGAAGCGAAUUUCAAUCAAGUUUUCCAUGACUUUGAACUUUUAAGGAUGAAUAAACCUAAUAAACCAUUGCCUUUGCCUCCAUCGGUCGAAAUUUCUCCAAGCUCAGGAUACGACAUUAUUUCAGAAACUUGGCCAUUCGCUCAAUUUCCAAAAAGGUCAUCAUUUAACAGUAGGUCCAACUUACCUCUUUACGACAGGAAAAGUUCAUCGUCAUGUUCACCAACCACAUCAACUUGUUGCAUUUAUGGAGUAUGUAAGAGAUGUAAACGACCUCAAGGUGGUUAUGGUGAUACGUAUUGGGCAAGAUGGAUCGAUGGGAAAAUAAUUGAUUUGAAUGAAGAUGACAGUUGGGAUCGAACGGGAGAGAAUGAUGUGGCCUUAAAGAUAUUACACAACUCUCAAAGUAUUUCUCAAGAAUAUUUGGAUGCAUUCGGCGUGUAUCAAAAACGUACACCAAAGUUAUACAAUGUAUUGAAAUGUUAUGGAAUAUCAAGGGACCCGUUCACAAAAAAUUUGAUCAUGGUAAUGGAAUACGCAAAAGAUGGAAAUUUAAGAGAUUAUUUAAGUAAUAAUUUCAUGAACGUCACAUGGUCCAAACGUAUUUCUAUGCUUUAUGAUAUCGCCCAAUCAUUAAAAUCAAUCCAUGAAGCCGAAUUAAUUCAUAAAGAUUUACAUUCUGGUAAUGUAUUUAUUCACGAUGGUCACGCUUUUAUCGGGGAUUUGGGGUUUUGUUCAAAAAUUCGAAAGAAAUUUUCAUCAUCGGCAUACGAAUGUGGUAUACAUGAAGGGACCAGUCAAAUCAUUCUGAAAGGCAUCCCGAAUUGUUACCUAGUAUUAAUGACUCAAUGCUGGUCUCACCGCCCUGAAAAAAGACCUAAUGCUAAUCAUAUCGUACAAACCAUUGAAGGUUGGAACGUUUGCCUUGAUAUGGUCGAUAAAGAAGAAGAAUUAUUUCUCGCCGAAUGA